GCCGGAAAUUGAAAUUUUGGGACGCCAUCUUCAGCAUAAAGAAAGAGAUAAUUAGAUUUUUAAUUUUGAAUAAUGGCGUCAGCUGUUGGGAAAACUCCCCCGAAACCUGCAGUGGAUAACAAAAAAGAAGAAAGUACUCCAAAUAAACCAAACCAAAACGAUAGAAAAUCUCAAGAGAAAGAUACGAAGGACAUUAAAAACGAAGGCCCCCAGCAAGAUAACCGUAACAGAAAUCAAAAUCGAUUUAAUAAUAACGAUAAUAGAUUUCAAAACAGGAGAGGCGGUAGGGGAAACCAGAACAACCAGGGUAGGUUCAAUCAGCGUGGUCCUAACCAAAAUAGAGAUACUUCAAGAGAUAGUGGAAAUCCUUUUGAACCUGCAGGAGAUUUUUAUGGGGAACAAAAUGAAGCUCCAAAAGAACAGAAGAAGUUUACAGGCAGAUGUAGACUAUUUGUUGGUAAUAUCACACCAGAAGUAACCGAAGAACAAUUCAAAGAGAUGUUCACACCAUUUGGAGAAGUCUCUGAGGUGUUUGUAAAUGCUGCCAGGGGUUUUGGAUUCAUACGCUUGGAUUAUAGAAUAAAUGCAGAAAGAGCUAAAAUGGAGUUGGAUGGACAAAUGCGCAACAAUCGUGUUUUAAGGGUUAGAUUUGCUACACAUGGAGCUGCUUUGAAAGUAUUUAAUUUGUCCCCUUUUGUAUCAAAUGAACUUCUUGAGCAAGCUUUCUCUCAGUUUGGUGAGGUUGAGCGUGCAAUAGUUUGUGUUGAUGACAGAGGGAGGUCAUGUGGAGAGGGAAUUGUGGAGUUUGCUAGAAAACCAGGUGCACAGUCUGCCCUUAAGCGUAUCAAUGAAGGUGUCUUUCUUUUGUCAGCGUAUCCAAGACCAGUCCGUGUAGAAAUGCUUGAACAGAGAGAUGAGGAAGAUGGUUUAACAGAAAAAUUUGUUCAGCGAAAUGAUGGGUUUAGGAAAGACAGAGAAAAAGAACCAAGGUUUGCUCCUCCAGGCUCAUUUGAGUUUGAAUUUGGCAUGAAGCAUAGGCAGAUAGAUGAUAUGGAAAAAGAAAGAAGUGAAAGAAUUAAACAAGAUAUGGAAAGUGAAAGAACAAGAUUGGCAGAGGAAAUGGAAACUGCUAUCUUUGAUUACCAGGCUGAUCAAAUCAGACAGGACUUGAUGAGACAGCAGGAAGAAUUGAAAAGACUGGAUGAAAUGAAAAAUGAGCAUAUGAGACGAAGACAGGAAAUGGAUCUCAGGAGAAGAGAACAAAUGCAGGGAGGAAUGGGAGACAACAUGAUGAGGCAGGAAGAGGAACGAAGACGAGAAAUGAUGAUGCGGGCAUCUAAUGCUAUGAGUAGAGAUCGUGAUGGUAAUAUGAAUCAGGGACCUCAAGGGCAAAAUAGAGGACCGAGUGGCCGUCCAGAUGAUAUGAUGAUGAGAGGAGGGCCUGGAGGUCAAGGCGGCCCAGGUGGCCCUGGUGGUAUGAGAGACCAAGGUAAUCAGAGGGGCCCAGGCACACCACCAAUGCCUCCACCCCCUGUACCACCUGGUAUGAAUAUGGAACAGAACAGACCUGGUGGUGGAAAUAUGGAACGAUUUGGACCAGGAGGUGUGAGCCCUGGAAUGGACCAGCCCAACAUGGAGAGACCACCCCCAGGCAUGCCAGGCAACAUGAAAGGCGAUAAUAUGCAGCGUCCAGGCCCAGGACCUCAAGGACAACCACCAGGAGGACGUUUCCAAGGGCCACCAGGCCCAGGAGGGCCCCCAGGGGGACCAGGUAACUUUGGUGGCCCUGGGGGUAUGGGUGGCCCAGGGGGCAACAUGUUUCCAAAAAUGCCUGGACCGGGACAUAUGGGUCCCGGUGGACCGCCAGGUAACCAGAAUAUGCGUGGGAAUGAUAGAAGAGAUCCAGUGAGAAGAGAUGAUUUUGAUAAUAAAAGAAUGAGGCGUUAUUGAAUCGUGUACAAAGAACAAAAACAGAAAUGAUUUCAUAAACGAUAGACAUAAAAAGUCACAUAAUAUUGAACUAGAAAUUAGGAAUAUGUGUACAUUAUUUUGUAAAGACUCUGAAUCAUGUUAUGAUUGCUAGUCAUUAAAUGGAAAUGCAAAGACCAUGCACUUAAAAGACAAACAUCUGAUAGUUUUAAGACACCAAUUAACUGUUGAAUUCCAAAUAGACUUUGUAAAGCCAUUCAUAUGUUUUGAACCUGGAACAUGACUAAGUAGUUGAAGAUUUGAUGAUUAUAUAGCACUCAAAGAGCUCAAGUGAACAUGACUGUUGUUACUUUCUUGUGUAAAAAAUCCUUUUUUUGUGGUGUUUGUAGUUAUGCAUGAAAACAAAACUUUAUAUAAUUAUGAUAAAUACUAUGGGCAUACAUUUUAUCCUUGAAGAAUGGAUGAAUAAACCUUUAGCCUGCAAGUGGCAACUGAAUUUACCCAUGCAACCAGUACAGACCAGUCUGAUCUUGAUCUGUACUGUUUGGUAUUCAUUUUGUACAUAUAUUGAAAUUAUUUGCAAAAAUGAUGAAUGGUUUGAUCCAGAUUGAAAGAUGGACAAGUUCAUUUAAGAUAUUUAGCAUGGUAAGGGUUAAUGUAAAACAUUUUAAUGUAAUGCUUUCAGGAGAUGGUACAUUCUGUAAUAUCUAUUUGUCGUUUCAUUUUCAUCCAUUCAUUGAUCAUUGUAUUAUAGUUUAUCAUUGUCUUCUUCAUUGUAGAAUCUCAUUAACAUGCCAUUAAUCAUAUAUCAUUGAGACAUUUAACCAUUUGAAAGUUACAAUGGCAUCUGACCCACAACAGUCCGUCAGGGCUGCAUUUUGUCUCAAUGGAUAAUUCAUUUCAUCCUAGCAAUUUAUUUAGUAGCUUUGCAAAAGAAAGUGUCAUAAUUUUUUUAAUUAAAUUUUAAUUGUUUUCUUUGCCUAGGAAAGGUUGUGUAUUUCUUAUAAAAACAACAAGCUCUGUAAACCUUGCACAGCUUUUGUCUCUGGGGUAGGGAUGUAGCGAGUUGUUGUACGAUAGUUCAUAUAAGCCAAAUCUGCAAAUUGUGAAAAUAGUUCAUAAUAUAAUGACAGAAUCAGCCAAAUCCACAAACUUACGAAAAUAGCUUAUAUAACAGAAUUCGCAAACUUUUGAAAAAAGUUCAUAUAGCCAAAUCUGAAAAAUCUAUAAAAAGCAGCUAUCACUUACUCGUUAUUAAAACUUAUUAAGAAAAUAUUUUCUUCUUAUAUAUCAUUUCUUAUUAUUGACCCCUUUUUUGCCAAAAUUAUUUCUUAAUCUUUUAACAUCUUUGAUGCUGCAGCAUAGCUGUUUACAGUGAAAAGUUUUGAAUUGAGAAACUACCAUCACCUGUUUGUGUCUUUAAUUUUAUUUUGUUGUCUCACAAUCAUUGUGUUAAUUCAGAAAAUACUAAAUCAUGAGAAUACUAAACCAAAAGAAUACUGAAUCAUGAGAAUAAUAAAUCAUGAGAAUAUUAAAUCAUAAGAAUACUAAAUCAUAAGAAUACUAAAUCAUGCCAUGCUAUCUUUAUCUUGCUAGCAGUGCUAGUAUCAGGUAUGUUGCUUCAUUUUGUAAGCACUGGAAAUAAAGAAAGUUUAUUUUUUAACUUUACCAGUCAUGAUUGUAAACAAUUGUGAAGUUUUUACCAAUAUUAAUUAUCCUAUAAGUUUUACUAAGACAAAAUGUUGAAAAGAAGAAGGAAUCAGAAUCAUAAAGAAUAAACAUGCAGUGGUAUACAAGUGGCUGAAUUUUAUAUUCUGUUGAUUAUUUUGUUUAUCUUUUUUUAUAAGUCACUAAAAUAUGGUGUAUUUUAUGGAAUAAAAAACUGUUGUUAUUAUGUUAUAUUUUGUUUAUAUUUAAUUAAAUCUUUUGAUAAUGUACAUAUUAGAUUUUAAAGUGCAGAAAAAAUGAUCAAUCAAAAAAAGUCAUUAAGAAUUUGGUGCAUAUGGAGUUCUGUUGUGUACGGCCUCCCUCCAUUUAGAGAAAUUAAUGAGACAACAAUAUCUUAACACAAUAACUAUUAUGUUUGAAAAGUAUUUGUAUCUUUAAUUAUUGUUUUUUUUUCCUCUCUUUCAUUUUAAAGAAGAAAAAAAACAAGCUUUUUUUUUUAAAGAUUUUGCUAGUGAAAGCGUAAGGAAUUGAAUUUAUUAUAAUAUGGAAUAGAAAAAAAAAAAGAAAUAUUUUUUAUUAUAAUAUUAUAUUUUAUGUCCACCUGUGUAGUAUACCAUUUCCUAUAAUUCUAUUGUGUUGUCUUGAUUUUUGAAUAAAUAUUGUAACAACCAG
Molecule: messenger RNA, 4269 nt
Organism: Ruditapes philippinarum (Manila clam)
Lineage: Eukaryota; Metazoa; Mollusca; Bivalvia; Venerida; Veneridae
Product: paraspeckle component 1-like
Exons: 8
Coding region: 73-1950 (625 amino acids)
Cellular component (GO): nucleus
Molecular function (GO): RNA binding
Source: RefSeq, a predicted model, not a curated record